Messenger RNA from Lathyrus sativus (Indian pea), 1023 nucleotides. The record is from the annotation of a GenBank genome assembly. NCBI's taxonomy places the organism in Eukaryota, Viridiplantae, Streptophyta, Magnoliopsida, Fabales, Fabaceae.
AUGGAAGAAAGAUAUGAGCCAUUAAAGGAACUUGGUUCUGGAAAUUUUGCUGUUGCUAGGUUGGCUAAAGACAAAAACACUGGCGAACUUGUUGCUCUCAAAUACAUUGAAAGGGGCAAAAAGAUUGAUGAGAAUGUCCAGAGGGAGAUAAUUAACCACAGAUCGUUAAGGCAUCCUAAUAUUAUCAGAUUCAAAGAGGUCAUGCUGACACCUUCUCAUUUAGCCAUUGUCUUGGAAUAUGCUGCUGGUGGUGAACUCUUUGAGAGGAUAUGUACUGCUGGCCGAUUUAGUGAAGACGAGGCAAGAUAUUUCUUCCAACAGCUAAUAUCUGGUGUUAGCUACUGUCAUUCAAUGGAAAUUUGUCAUAGAGAUCUGAAAUUGGAAAACACGCUCUUGGACGGAAAUCCAUCUCCUCGGCUUAAAAUUUGUGACUUUGGUUACUCCAAGUCUGCGCUAUUGCACUCUAUACCAAAGUCAACAGUUGGAACUCCUGCAUACAUUGCUCCAGAGGUUCUGUCACGAAAGGAAUACGACGGAAAGACUGCAGAUGUUUGGUCAUGUGGUGUGACUCUUUAUGUCAUGCUAGUUGGUGCAUAUCCAUUUGAAGAACCAGAAGAUCCUAGAAAUUUCAGAAAGACUAUUGGGAGAAUAAUAGGUGUUCAGUACUCCAUUCCCGACUAUGUACGCGUUUCUGCAGAGUGUAGGAAUCUUCUAUCUCGCAUCUUUGUUGCUGACCCUGCCAAGAGGAUCAGUCUCCAAGAGAUAAAGCAUAACCCUUGGUUUUUAAAGAACUUGCCUAAAGAUAUCAUUGAGGCUGAAAGAAAAGGUUUUGUGGAAACAAAGAAGGAUCAACCAAGCCAAAGCGUGGAAGAAAUCAUGAGGAUCAUACAAGAGGCAAGUGUACCAGGACCGGGGUCGAAAGUUGGCGAAGGUGGUCAAGCUGGUUCCGGUUCAAUGAACAUUGAAGACGAUGAGGAAAUCGAUGUUGAUGUGAGUGGUGAGUAUGAGUAUGAAAAUGCGUGA